UGUUUAAUUAUCGACAAGUAAUUUUUCUUUAAAAACUAAGAAAAUACGAAACAAUAUAAGUCUAUUGGAUUGCUGAUUUGCAGUCAAUCCCGCAAUCUGUGUGAAAUAUGUAGUACUGUCAACAUGGAGUUAAUAAGAAUCCUUGCAUACUUUAUUUUCGGAAGUUUCCUGCUCAUAUAUUUGGCAUUGAAGAGAAACAACUCCUAUUUUAGUAAACGUGGUAUAUUGCAUGAUAAACCAGAACUCUUUUACGGCAAUGUCAAGGAGUUUACGCGAUCCAAAACAUUAUAUCAAAUUAUUCGUGAAUAUUAUAUGAAAUAUAAAGGAACUGGGAGAUUCGUUGGAAUAUAUUUAUAUAUCCGAAAAGUGGUGAUGUUAUUAGAUCUUGAUUUAAUUCAAGAUAUAUUAGUUAAGGAUUUUGGAAAUUUUACUGAUCACGGACAUUACUACAACGAAAAAGAUGAUCCAAUUUCUGCACACUUGGCAAAUUUGGAUGGUAUACGGUGGAAAACAAUGCGAGCGAAAUUAACUCCAGCUUUCACAUCUGGAAAAAUUAAAUUCAUGCUUGCUUCAGUAGUCGACAUUGCAAAUCAGUUAGUUAAUGUUUUGGAAGAAACGUUAAGUUCAACGAAUAUGGAUGAUGGAGUUCAUUGUGAUGAUCUUAUGGUACGGUAUACAACUGAUGUUACUGGAAGUGGUGUAUUCGGUUUAAAAUGUAAUAAUUUAAGAAACCCGAAUUGUGAAUUUAUAGCAAUCACCAAAAAGCUUUGCUAUUAUAGACAUAGUUGGCCUAUUGUGGCAUUAAUGACUUUAUUUCCAAAUUUGUUUCGAAAGCUAAAAUUUAAAUAUAUUAAUGAAGAAGUUUCUCUAUUCUUUUUACGUGUUGUUCGUGAAACUGUGGAAUUUCGGGAUCAAAAUGGUGAACAACGAAAAGAUUUUCUUAACAUUCUCAUGGAGUUAAGAAAACCAAAUACUGUAGAUAAUUUGACAAUCGAUGAGAUAGCUGCACAAGCAUUUGCAUUCUUUGCAGCAGGUUAUGAAACAAGUGCUAGUGCACUUAGUUUCUGCUUAUAUGAAUUGGCAUUAAAUCAAGACAUACAGGAUAAGGCCAGAAGAGAAAUAACUGAAACCAUUGCUCGGCAUGAUGGAAAGCUAACUUAUGAAACAGUAAAUGAAAUGAAAUAUUUACUUCAAGUUAUGCAUGAAACUAUGCGUAUGUAUUCAAUAGUGCCGUUUCUUUCCCGCAAAACCGCAGAAGACUAUAUUGUUUCUAAUACAAAUUAUGUUAUUGAAAAAGGAACUACUGUAAUUAUACCAAUGGAUGCCAUACACCAUGAUCCAGAUAUAUAUCCAAAUCCUGAACAAUUUGAUCCAGAACGAUUUACGAAGACAGAAGUCGAAAAUCGUCAUCCAAUGGGAUGGUUGGGGUUUAGCAGAGGAGGUCGAGCAUGUAUUGGUUCUAGAUAUGCAGAAUUUCAGGUGUUGAUUGGAUUAUCUUCCUUGCUUAAAAAUUUUCGAUUUUCACCUUCACACAAGACCCAGAUACCAAUGAAGUUUAAUAUGUACAAAAUGUGUCGAGGUCCUGAAAAGGGAGUUUAUUUGAAAGUGGAAAAAUUAUGAAAGAUGAUUUGAAUAAAAUUCGUUGGGCCAAAUUACAAUAGGUAAAGUAGAUUAAAUUGAGAAUGGAAAAGUGUUUGAAAAUAAUUUUAA
Molecule: messenger RNA, 1710 nt
Organism: Teleopsis dalmanni
Lineage: Eukaryota; Metazoa; Arthropoda; Insecta; Diptera; Diopsidae
Product: cytochrome P450 6a2-like
Exons: 2
Coding region: 124-1620 (498 amino acids)
Molecular function (GO): oxidoreductase activity, acting on paired donors, with incorporation or reduction of molecular oxygen; heme binding; iron ion binding
Source: RefSeq, a predicted model, not a curated record